Molecule: messenger RNA, 813 nt
Organism: Closterium sp. Naga37s-1
Lineage: Eukaryota; Viridiplantae; Streptophyta; Zygnematophyceae; Desmidiales; Closteriaceae
Source: the annotation of a GenBank genome assembly
AUGGACCCGUCUAGCGUAGCAGACAACACCCUGCCUAGUGAUGACCCUUCUCAGCCCACCGACGCCCCCUCUGCUGAUGCUGUCACCACGAUCACGCCCGAACUAGAGACGCAGGAAUCCGCAGUUGCUCCAGCUACCAAUGCCCCAAACACCGCUGGGCCAAGUCUGGCGGACGAUCCGAACUGGUGGGGAAACCACCUGCCGGCAUCAACAGCGCCAUACAACAGCGACGAGGAGCACGGUGUGUUCAGCGAUGAUAACGCCAAAAUUGAGCAGCCCUCUGUGGACGACGAUCCAGCUCCGACAGAGAGCACACCGGCUCCGUCUGCCACAACGCAGACUACUCGCCGUACGGGGGCGUCAUCCACUCCUCGCUGGACUCGCGAUGAGGAGUGGGAACUGGCGCUGGUCCGGACUGAACUCAAUGCCCGGCUUAUGGCCAAUGCUGGCCAGCAGGGGCGUGGUUGGUACGCGACAUUGCACGAGGAGCUGCUGCAUUGCCAUCCCGACUGGCGCCACGACCCGCCAUCGAUCAAGUCCAAGCUGCACCGGAUGCGCGACACCUACCGCCGCUGGGUCGAGAGGUCUAAUCGCAGUGGCGCAUCACGUCCCCGCAGCAUUCCCCCAUGGGUCUACCGGCAACACCGUCAACCAGCCUACCCCGAGCACGUCUACUGCACCGCCACCUGCUGUCGCGCCACCUACGGCCCCUAUGGUCGCGCCACCGCCUGCCCCCAUUGUCGCACCACCUCCUGCCCCUACGCCUACGCCUCCAGCCCCUUCUCCAACGCCCCCGGCUCCCACUGUUGUUGA